This is a messenger RNA of Plodia interpunctella (Indianmeal moth), 4973 nucleotides long. RefSeq lists its product as uncharacterized. The transcript is spliced from 11 exons. The record is from RefSeq and is a predicted model, not a curated record. Lineage: Eukaryota; Metazoa; Arthropoda; Insecta; Lepidoptera; Pyralidae. Bases 175 to 1821 code for a protein of 548 amino acids.
CAAACCCCUGCUCAAUGUCCGGCGAGCCGACAUUUCAAGAAUUUGCGUUCAAAAAUUUAUAUUUAUUUUCAUCUAUCAAUGUAUUUCAUUUCUGAAAAUUACUAAUCGGCUGCUUGUUUAUGUUUCAUUGUUUAGAACGUGAGAAGUAAAAAUAUAACUGCGAGACCUUACUAUAUGAACAACGUCUUUAGAUUAACACCAGUGUUAUUCAAUCGUAAAGUUUCUACGGCGGCGCACAUAAUGGAUCUACGGCAAUUCCAGAGUCUGGCCUGGUGCAAACCAGAUUGGUGUUUCCCGAGUAUGAGCAAGGAAACAAAUGAGCUGCUGAGGCAAUGCAUCGACAUACCAAAGGCUAACCUGACUGAUGAUGUGGAGGAACUCAUCAAGCGGAGCAAGGAGUUCCCUGUGACAUUUCCUAUUGAAACUGUGAGACUACACCAGCUGAAAGAAAACCGGCCUAUUGAGAAGCUAAAGAAGAACAUAGUGUCCACAUAUCCCAUCAUACAUGAAAGGGUUCUGUAUCUUAUGACACACUUCCUCAUUUAUAAAAGAGAAUUUGGAAGCGCCAUAGAGAAGGCGUUCUACAAAGACAUGACAGUUCCAGACCUCAUAGACAGGAUACUACAGAAGAGAGCGGUUACAUUCAUGGAUGAGAAUGACCAUUACUUAUUAUUGUCGGGAGAAACUGGAUACGACGGGUGGGAAUCUGUAGGCACAUUGCAACAGAAACCUCCAUUAGUCCUUGAAAACUGUCUCUCCUACGAUGAAAUGAAGCUAUCGGCUAUGGUGUAUGUGAGCGGCCAUACUGAGUGCAUCAACGAUGGUUCUAGAAACAAUUCUGGGGUUGUCAUGGAGAAGGGAGUAGAAGAAGACGCUGUUAUUAUUGGCGUAAUAGGUGCUCGAUUCGAACGCAAAUUACGUAUGGACUGCGAAGACAUAUUGAUAACGGAGCAACAGAACAAUCUAGAAAAUGGCUACGGAGAAGAAGUGACUCCCACCACAUGUUUGAACGUGCUGAGGACCACUUACGUUAGGAAUAAUAACUCUUCCAGACAUUUGUGGAGGCAGAUGUGGUCAGAGUUUUAUCAGGUGCACAGCUACACAUACGAAGAGCUAACAUCAUACGUGAAUAUAUCAGACAAAACCGAAGAAAAACGCUAUACCGACCGAUACGUGAAGUGUCCCGGCACUGAAUGUAUAUUCGAUAAUGAGGUGUAUUAUAAGAGAAUCAGUAUCCUUGCUGAGACCACCUUGUUAGAAGCGGACUAUAGAGCGAAAGAGACGGGGAGAGACGCUUUCUUAAAUGUCAUUGGAGCUGGUCUAGGCGUAUGGAAGAUAUCACCACACCAAACAGAUGUAUACGUUUUAACCUUCUUAGAGCGAAUCCGUUCGUUCUUAAAGAAGGAUUUAUUGAAUCAUGUGUCUGAUGUUAACUUCGCGUACAUUCGUCCCACUGCUGGGAUACUGGGCUUAUUCGGGGAUGGGGAUGAGAAGAGAAUAUUUUUCGAGUGCAAGAAUCAUCCUAGAGGUGGAAUAAACGUCCAGUUGGAAAACAGAGAGCCGUCCGCGAAGUUGCAAGGGGAACACGAGGGGAAACUGUUAGUCAUGACGUAUCCAUGGGACGGUAACGCGCACCCAGGCAAUGAAUUUUGGCUGGGCAGCCUGCGGGGCUCCGGCGACCCGGCGGCGGCGAGCUCGUCGCAGGUGUCGGAGCUCCACAACGCGCACGUCAACCGCGCCGUGCGCGCCGACCGCGCGCGCGUCGCCGGGAAACACGGCCUUCGUACACUCUCUGAUCACUGCGCGAGUAUUGACACUUAAGUCUAAGGCUGUUAGGUCUAUAAUCGAAUGACGACAUAGUUACUUUUAAAUAUUAUUAUUCAAAUCAAAAUAUGCAUGUUCAAUUCCAACUUUAAAUAUGAGUUUCAGGAAAUAUAGUGUUGGUAAUGUUGGUAAAUGAGUGAUAUUUGAGUGUACGGUGGUUAGGUCUAUAUUUGCAUAACAUUUAUUAAUAUACAUUUACUAAUAACGCACAUUUAUUCCAAACUUAAAAUGCAGUUGCAGAAAAUAUAGAUAGUGUUACUACGAUGUCUGACCACUACGCGAGACACUUAUUACUUAGUUUAAGGUGGUAAGGUCUAUUUUCGUUUCUUCAAUAUUAUAUUUUUAUUCUUUAUAAGGUACGCACAUGAAAUGCGAGUUGCAGUAAUAUUCAAUACAUUGGGGUAGAAUUUAUAUUUUAGAUAUAUAAAUUAAUUUUAUCAGCUGCAAGGAAGAACACAUUUUAUGGUUAUAAAAAUAAGGUCUAAAUCUGAACGCAUUCUUAGCCUAAAAAGAAUAAUUUCAAAGAUAAUGUGCCAUCUUCUCUUUAAAAAAAUACAUUACUUUAUUACUUUUUCACUUUAUAUGUAGUUCUAUUAGAGCCUACUUUUCUAAAUAGUUGGUUAUUAAUAGUAGUUGAGAUUGAUUAACAUAAGCAAUAUUUUUAUUAUUAAAUUAAACUAAAACAAAAUUUACACACAUUUCUUUCAUUUUUUUCGGCAUUUCACAGAAUUUUAACUGUGAUAUGGUACUUAUGUGUGUGUGUGUGUGUGUGUGUGUGUGUGAAGUUUUGGACUGAUAUUUUUAUGUAACAUGGAAGUUGUAUUAUAUAUUUUAUGUUAUGUGGUAUAACAUGUGCAGUGUAAUAUUCUACAAUCUGUUGUCAUGCGAAAAAAAAGGUGACUUAACAUUUUUUUUUUACUUUUAUGUGAAUAUAUAUUUAUGUGAAUACAUAACCCUGUCUAGAAAAAAUACUUGAUGGUUACUAUAAACAUUGCGAACCCUAAUUAAUUAUAAUAUUGGAUGCAAGCAAUGACGACCCUUAGUCCCUUAUACACAAGGCUCAUACUAGUUUGCAGUAUUCAAGAAAGGGUAAUAUGCUUGAUGUGUUUCUGUAAUAAGUUAUUUAUAUAAUAUUUUGGAACUGCCCAGAUCGGGUAUACGCAAUAUUCUCAUCAGUGUAAUCAGGUUUUAAAUGUUAAUAAUGUACAGGUAUUACACACGCACGUGGCUUUUUAUAUCCUUUAUUUUUAUGUCCAAAUCAUCGGACCAUUAACCUGUAACAAUAAUAAUAUGUUACUCAAUUUCGAAAAAUGACAUUUACGUUUUUUUUCGUAUGACGUCAGUAUUUGUGUUUUUUGUCAGAUUAAUUUGCCGUAAUGUGCUAUAAUGAAAAGUAUAAUGUUAUAUACUAUUGUAAUUAUGACAAUAUAUAAUGUGUUGUGUACUUUAAAUAAAGGAUGUAAAAAAAUAUUAUAACGCUUGUUUAUACACAAACACGAGAAAUGUGGUCUAUUCUGAAGUUGCAAUGUAAAGGAAACUCCGUUUUUUUCUUACAUGUCUUAUGUGUGAACAAUCUUUUUAUGAUUUUUUUAAAGUAGCUAUAUCAUGUCCCACUGCUGGGUAAAAGCCUCCCAACUCCCUUUCCAUGUAUGCCUGUCUCUGGUCUUUUACGUCAAAUUUUUUAUGAUUUUACGUCAAUACAAAUUGAAAUAGAUUUUACAAAAAUAUGAUUCGUGGUUACCAAAUGUUUUAUUAAUAUUUUAUUAAAUUUCAAUAAAAUUCAAUAUCACAUACUGGACUUGUAGAAAAAAACGGAGCGUAUGUAAUUUAGUAUAUGGAAAUAGGUACAGUUUUUGUUAUUAUCUAAGAAUUGUAUUAUUAUACGAUUCAUUACACAAUGCCAAAUGUGUAUUGACUAAAUGAGUUUCAAUAAUAGAAUAUUAUUUUAGCAUGAGUUUGGAAACGUUUAAAAAUAAAUGUAAUAACUUUUCAGACUGUAACUUUCAAAAAUCGCACUUAACUAAAUCGCACUUAAGAUUUGAAUUUGCUUGUAUUAUAUUUUAUGGAACAAUUUAGAAAACUAUUGCUUAUGAAAUUGUAAUUUGAGCUUUAUGCAUCCACAUUUAGGUCUAUAUUUGUAUGACGAAAUACUAGCUUACUACUUUUAUAUUAAAAUGCAGUGUUAUAUACAGAUUUCAAUGCAUCUCAUCAAUAUUAUUAUAAAUAAAUUCUAAUUAAGUACAUUAACAAAAUUUGACAAUUACAACAGAGUAUAAAAUAUAUUUGUUUUAAAAUGACACUUGUUUUUUUAAGCACCGAAACAUGUGUCUGAUAAAUGUGGAUGUAAUAUUAUGUAAAUUGAUACAACUAAUUAUUAGUAAAUAUAUAUAUUUAUCUAGAAAUAUAUUGGUGAAUAGUUAUAAAAAUACUGAUAUAAUGAGCAGAUGAUUUUUCACAAGAUAGACUCUGUCUAUAAAAGUAAAAAAAAACCACUAAACCUAAACUACCGGUCAAUGGACGACAGUUUAAUAAAUCCGUACUAAUAUUAUAAAUGCGAAAGUUUGUGCCUAUCUGCCUGUCUGUUCCGCCUAAACUGCUGGACAGAUUUUGAUGAAAUUUGGUAUGCAUGUAGUUAAAAACCCCAAUUCAAACAUAGGCAUGUUUGAAUUGGGGUUUUUAACUAUUACUACUGGGGUAUUAUGUAAUCUGUGCUACUACUUACUUUAUCAAAAAUUAAUCGCCAAAUCUGCAAGAAGUCUCUGCACGCGUCGCUGUGGUCGAGACGUGCCACAUGUUGCCACGGGACUUUCGUGGCGCUGUCUCUAGAAGUAAACUAGCUUUUCUAUUAUACGCCGACUAUUCACUAUCGGCAAACAGUUCGCCAAACUUUGGCGGUUUCGUGCAUUGCUAGUUUUUCCUUGGGGUAAAUAAAAUCUUUAAUACAAAUUACGCAAUGUACGUUGCGUAUCGGAGUUCGGCGAUGUGUGUAGCCGUCAUAACAUAGAGUGAUAAUAUGUUUGUACUAGAACUUUCAUACGCGUAGAAUGUGCCUAUAAUUGUUAUAUUAUAAUGUAUUUGUAGGUAAAUCUAGUUCGUCCGUUUAGCCAUUUGUUAUAUCUAUGGAAAUAUAUGCAAGUGUUUUAUAUUAA